This is a messenger RNA of Trichosporon asahii var. asahii CBS 2479, 1731 nucleotides long. RefSeq lists its product as uncharacterized. The coding region runs from base 1 to 1731 and encodes 576 amino acids. Gene Ontology annotation, biological process: transmembrane transport. The transcript is spliced from 2 exons. Gene Ontology annotation, molecular function: transmembrane transporter activity. Lineage: Eukaryota; Fungi; Basidiomycota; Tremellomycetes; Trichosporonales; Trichosporonaceae. The record is from RefSeq and is a predicted model, not a curated record.
AUGUCUCGGCACAACAGCCUGGAGCGUACGAAAUCGCAAACGUCGAGCUAUCAUGAUCCCGAGUUCGUCCCCGAGGUUCAUCUCAGUCCUAUCACCUCUCGCGCUUCACGGAGAGACACCGAGGCUAUCGGCGAGGGGAAUGAAGGACUGAGCGAUGCCGACACACGAUCUACGAGAGUGGCUCCGGAGAUGGGGGAGAAGGAGUACAUCGAGGUCACAUGGGACGGGCCGGGGGACAGAUGCAACCCGCUGAAUAUGAAAGCGUGGAGAAAGUGGUUGGAGCUUGCUAACGCCAGGCUUAUGGUCGCGAUCCUCUCGUUUUCUUGUUUGUGCAUCACAUGCUGCUCCUCGAUGGCGGCGCAGACGUACCCGGGCAUGAGCAAGGCGUAUCACAUCUCGGAGCUUGUUUGUGUACUGUCCAUCUCCUGCUUCGUCAUGGGUCUCGGUACAGGUCCUUGUGAGUGUCAAUCUCUUUCAGUUCUCUUGCCUGCGCAGCAACCCUUGCUCGUGCUCGACGGCGGGGAGGAAGACUAUACGCGACCUCGCCCCAUUCCAUUGCUAACGGCAGUGCUUCUGGGUCCGGUCUCUGAGUUUGUGGGCCGCGCCCCGGUACUUCACUACGGGUUGCUCAUCUUCUUCCUGUUCAACUUUCCUGUCGCAUUCUCCACGACGCCAAGCGUGCACUUCAUUUUCCGUUAUCUCACGGGUUUCGCCGGUUCUGGUUUCCUUUCCGUCAGCGGCGGUCUCGUGACGGACGUUUUCGAGAACGCUGCCGUCGCGACACCCAUGACAAUCUGGUCCAUCUCACCGUUCAUGGGUCCCAUUCUCGGCCCAUUGAUUGCUGGUUUCAUCAACUAUAACCAGCCCGACUGGCGGUGGACGUACUACGUUGUGAUCAUGUGGGCGUUUGUCUGCUUGGUUGGAUUGUUUAUCUGUGUCCCGGAGACGUUUGCGCCGAAACUGCUGGAGAGGAAGGCGAAGAGGAUGAGGAAGGAGACGGGACAGAACUACCGCGCUCCCAUGGAACUGAAGCAGGAGACGUUCGUCAUGGCCCUGAAACGAAGCAUCAAGACGCCGUUCAUCCUCCUCGCGACCCAACCCAUGGUCCUCCUUCUCGACCUCUGGUCUGCCCUCUUGCUCGGAAUUCUCUACCUUUCCUUCGGAGGCAUUCCCUACAUCUUCCGUCACCAGUACGGUUUCAACAUGCAAGAGUGUGGCCUGGCGUUCCUCGGGAUUGGCGUCGGCCAGCUCAUCUCCGGUGCUACGCAGCCCUACUUCAACAGGUACUAUGCGCGCGUCGCCUCGCGCUCUCCCGACGGCAAGGCCCCUCCCGAAACCCGCCUGUACAUGGGCGAGUUCGGUGCCGUGCUUGCUCCCAUCGGCCUUCUGCUUCUGGGCCUCACGUGUUUCAAGAGCGUGCACUGGAUGGUGCCCAUCGUCCUGUCCAUGUUCUUCGGCACUGGACUGGUGUACGCUUACAACGCUACCUUUACCUACCUUGUGGACGCAUACAGACCUGUGGCUGCCAGUGCGCUCGCGAGCAACUCGUUCAUGAGGAGCAGCUUUGCGGCUGGCUUCCCCCUGUUCGGAAACCAGAUGUACGACCGCCUCGGACCAGUAGGCGCGACUUGUUUGCUUGCGGGGCUGCUGUUCUGUUGUACGCCAUUCCCGUUCGUGUUCAAGCGAAUUGGUGCGAGGAUUAGGGCUAGGUCCGAGUUUGCGGCGGCCUAG